Messenger RNA from Ustilaginoidea virens, 2670 nucleotides. RefSeq lists its product as uncharacterized. Bases 1 to 2670 code for a protein of 889 amino acids. Gene Ontology annotation, biological process: tRNA 5'-leader removal. The transcript has 4 exons. The record is from RefSeq and is a predicted model, not a curated record. NCBI's taxonomy places the organism in Eukaryota, Fungi, Ascomycota, Sordariomycetes, Hypocreales, Clavicipitaceae. Gene Ontology annotation, cellular component: nucleolar ribonuclease P complex; ribonuclease MRP complex.
AUGGGUCCCAAAACGGGCCCUGGCGGCUCGUCUGGCGUUUCUUUAGGCAAACGUAGUGCCGGACCGCGAAGUGCGAACAUUGCCAACGGACGAAGUGACGCGUUCCGUCAAAAGAAGGCCAAGCUAUUCGCGGCUCGAAAUAUCCCAGCCCAGCCUGCCGAUGCAGCGCUGAAAGAUGGCCAACUUGAUCUUCAGGCUUUUGUUGCUGCCCACGAGUUCGAAAUCCGCUCUCUGGAGCAGAGCAUGGCCACCUCCAGAGCUGUAGGCACCAGUCGAGCUUUUCAGCAGGUUCCACGAGGCCUCCGCCGCCGAGCAGCCAGUCAUAACCCAAAACGAGUACCAAAAAGACUACGAUCGAGAGCGAGAAAAGAGAUGGAAGAAGAUAAUACGCCCAUUGUUGAAUCCAGAAGACGGAAACCGAGAUCCACCAGAGCCAGGAUACGGGCGGAAACUGCCAAGCGACUCGGCAUCUUGGCUGCUCGAAAGCGAAGAAAAUCGCUGAAGAAAGCAGAGGCGGCUCGGAAGGCAGGCAAGCAUGUUGCGCCGGCAACCCCUGCGCCAGCAAAGUUUCGGAAGAGACAAAUCAACAAAACUUGGCUGCCAACACACAAGUGGCACGCCAAACGUGCACGAAUGACGGAUCCGAAGAACCCGUUGUGGCGUUUUGCGAUACCAUUGACCCCGACGGAGAAGAUUUACCGGGCUACCCAUCGUGCUCAGGGAGAACGAGGUGCCAUGGCUUGGGAUACGAGUUACAUGAGCACCAUCGGCUUGUAUGGAAGCAUCUGUGGCAUCACGAAAAUUCUCAAAGCCAUCGGUGUCACAGAGGAAUACUCCAUGAUUGUGUGGAAUCCUGAGCCAAGCUCCUCCAACAAAACAGCAGACGUGGGCGGCACCGGCGGCAGCAACGUCAGAAACGGCCAGCGACAGCUCUUCAUCAGACUAAGUCCUGCGGCGUUCCUAGAGACUUUCACAGAAAUGGUUCGUCUAUGCAAGAUGAAAGGAUCUGGUGUAUAUGUCGAAGAUCUGAGGUUUGAGAUUGGAAGUAUUGAGUUGACUGGUCCAGCAUCCACCGAAACCCUGCUCGGCAUCAUAACGCCAUAUCAUAGCAAGGAAAUGCCAUCAAACAAGCAUGCGAACCUCUUCGACUCGCUCAAAUCUGUCACAAACUCGGCCUGCCUGCCAGAAAAUUCAGUCCUAGGUUUUUCAACCCAGGACCCUCGUUUACAUUAUCCGCCGCGCAAAGUUGAAUACCCCAGCGACUCUGAUACAGCGACGGAGACACUGGAACUACUGGCAAACUGGCCUGCAGAAGAGGAGCUAGAGCCUUACGGUUUAUUCGACCGCGGCUCUCGUUUUCGAUCAUCUUGUCUACCAUCUUCAAAGGCCAUCAACAAGCGAAGAAGCAUGGCCAUGCCGGGGUCAUUCUUGAAUCCUGGACAAUUGGAUCCUCCGAUUCCUGUUUUGCUGAUUUCCACUCGCUCACCAGGUAGCAUGCAGGCUCAAGGGACGUGGGUUCUGCUCGUGCCGUGGAAAUGCAUUCUUCCUCUGUGGUACAGCCUAGUUCACUACCCUUUGGUGUCUGGUAUGAACCCUCGCUUCGGCGGCUUGAGUGAGGCCAUGCAAGUCGCUUUUGAACGAGGCAUGCCUUGGUUUCCCACGGAUUUCCUAGCCACCAAUGCCGGCGCUGAGUGGGAAUUGGAGCAGAGACAGAAGAGACAGCUUGCCUACAACAAGCGGCCCAAGAGCAAGAGAAUCGCGUUCAACACUGUAGACUUGGGAGCUGGCAGGAAAGGCGAGAUUGGCGACGGACUGGCCUGCGACUUUGAGUAUCUCUUUGAGCUGCCACGACCCCCCAUGCUGGCAGCUGCGGAGCCAGAGCUCGUCCAAGCCGACAAGUCUGCUGACCCAGAUGCCAUGGAUGUUGAUAGCGCAGGCUCGCUUGCCGUCAAAGGCGCUGACGAAAAGCCCUUGCAUGUCCCAUCUCUGAGGCUACUCAAUAACGUUUCAAGGAUCGAUUUCAAUAAAUUCAGGGCGUCGCCAGUCCUUGGCCCCCGGCCACCCCCAUACGCAAUUGCCAUUGUCCGCCUGACACUGCUCUCGCGUGGCGUAGCAAGAACUUGCGCGAGAAUCUACCGGCUACCAGAAGCCUGUACUCCAGCUCCAAACUCCUCCGACGUUGGAGUCCCUGCAUCUAUGCCGCCGCACGCGAGCCCCUCCGUCAGUCUUCUUCCCAAAGAUCUUCGCAGCCAAUGGCUCUCCAAGGUGCCCUGCACGCGGACGACCGCACCUCAACGGUCUCGAAUCGACAAUGGAAGCAGGCAGACAGAUAUGCAAAGCCGCAUACGACGAUUCGCUCGGGAUUUGAUAGCGGCGCCAGAGCCGUACCCCCCUCCUGCGCCAAACCAAGCCAGUAUCGGCGGACAUCCCCUUGUCCCAGAUGCCGGUGACCUCAUUGGCUUUGUUACAUCUGGCUCAUUCUGCCUGCGAGCCGGCACAGCCACUGCAUUUGGAAGCAUAGCCGUGGAAAAGGCAUUGCGCGAGUGCUACGCUGGGCAGAAAGUCAACGCCCAGGACUUCUCACCGCAGAACGGCGGCAUGUGCGUCGGUGCCACGUACGUCAGAGCCAUCACUUGCAUGAUUCCCCCUUCAAGAGGCGGCCCGACAUAG